AUAUUUUUUUUCUUUGUUAAUCUUGUGAUAUUUAUAUUAUGUAAUUACAAUUAAAUAAUUACAUAAUAAUUAUAAUUUUUAAUAUUUUAUUUUAAUUAAAAAAUAUAAAUUUUUUAAAAUAUUAAGAUGGCAGUGCAGUUGUUAAUAUAACAGGUGCAAAAUGAUUAGAAGUUGAAUUCUUUAUGAAUAGUUUUUAGAAGUGUAUUGAAGUAAUGUUUUUAUAUUUGCAUUUAAGAAAAAAUAACUAAUUAUUGAACAAUAUUAAUUUUGCGUUUCGUUGCUAAUAAAGCUGCGUUGCAAAAUUAAUUAUUUCAAUAAAUAAAAUAAAUAAAUAACAUGAUAGAAAAAAAUGAAGAAAAUACCGACAAUGACAGUCAUCUUGUCAGAAUAAGAUUAAUAACUGAUAAAAGAACUUUUUUAGAAAAACAAUUUCUUCAGGUUCAAGAAGAAAUUAAAAUAUGUUUUGCUCAAUUAGCACAAACAUUAUAUGCUAGAGAAAAACAACUUUUAAGGCAAUCAGAAGCAAUUUAUAGACAGCAAAUAUCUUUAGCAUUAUCCAGUCAGGAAAUUCCUCCCUCUAUAGCCAUAUUAAAUGAAAGAAAUGCUUUAGAAGAACAAAUAAAACAAUUUGGAAGAAUAGAGCUUAUAGGAUCUAAUUCAACAGCAGUCACUGAUUUGGAACCAUAUAAAAUUGAAGAAUAUCAAGACAUAAAUAAAGAUCAUGUUUAUUUUGAUAAAUCUAUUAAGAAUACAGGAAUUAUUCCUUUUAAUACAAAAACUAAAUUUUCGUGUACAAUAAAAGAUGAAAAGAUAGAUGAUAUUUCUACGGAAUUAAAAUUGCCUAAUUCAAUAAAUUUAAUGGAAAAUUCUAAUCUCAUUCCUACAUUUCAAAAAAAUGAUUCUGAAAAAAAAAUUGAUCAUUCUUCAAAGAUGGAUACAGAGUUACAAGAAAAUAAUUAUAAUCUUCAAAUUACCAAUAUAAAUGAACAAGAAAAUGCAAAAAAUUAUAAGAAUUCAAGAAAGAAUAUCAUAGAAGAACAACAUAAUUCUCAUGGACAUACAGAACAAGUUCAACAGUGGUUAGAUCAAAUACUUCUAGAAACAGAAAUAGAACCAACUAUUCAUGAAGUAGAAAAAUUACCUGAUAUAUCAGAACAUUAUGUUUAUACCAAAUUUCAUUUAGAAACAUAAAAAUUAUAUUUAAUUCCAACUUACUUAGCUUAUUAUUUUUACAAUAUAUUUAUUUUUAAUUUUUCAUAUAUAAAAUAGGAAAUCUCAAUUUGGGAACAAUUUUUUAUUAUAAUUGAGUCAUUUGUAUUUAAUUUUAUUUAUUUAUACAUAAUAAUAAUAAUUAGUUACAAAAUAUUCUUUUUAAUAAAUCAGUAAUAAUAUCAAUAAAUAAAUUGUAUUUUCAUUAAUAUUGAAAAAGUAUAAAUUAUAAAUAUUUCUUAAUUAUUAAAUUAUUAAUCAUAAUUUCAUUAUCCAUAAAACAAAAAAAAAUAUAUUAAUAUUAUUUUAUUUAUAUAACAUGCAUAAAUAUAUUUAAAAUAAUUUUAAAUAUAUAAGUGUUAAUAAUAUUAAUACGAUAAAAUUAUUUAUUAAUUCAUAAUCAAUAUUAAUUAUAAUUUAUACAUUUUAUACUUACCAAUGAUUAAAUAUUUUAUUAUUUUAUAUUCUUUUUUUUUUAUAUAAAAAAUUAAGUAAAAAAUAUAAUCAUAAUGUUAUUUUAAAUUUAUAAAUAACUCAUAAAAAUAAAAUCAAUUUCUUAAUAGA
Molecule: messenger RNA, 1773 nt
Organism: Apis cerana (Asiatic honeybee)
Lineage: Eukaryota; Metazoa; Arthropoda; Insecta; Hymenoptera; Apidae
Source: RefSeq, a predicted model, not a curated record